CCAACUUCCCCCAAAAACCAUUCCCCCAUUAUAACCCAAAGAGAUAUAAAAUCAAUUAUGCCGCAUAACUUAUCCACGUACAAGUCGAUUAAGAUACGGUAAGGAAAAAGGAUUAGAGUAUUGUGAAAAAGAUGUCCGGACCGGGGAAGCGGAAGAAGGGAGUAUCAACAACCAUAGAUGAACAAAAUCAAAAACGCAUCUCAACGGGUAAACGCGUACAACUCCCACCAGCAUCAACUACCCGUGGAUUUAAUUUGAGAGAUGAAGAAAUAAGCAUAGAUCUACAAUCAACACCAAGAAGAAGCAAUAGAAAUCUUGGAGACAAGCGUCCACUUGCAUUAGCAACUACACCUUGUACCAAUGGUGCCCAACCAACAGUAGAAUCAAUUGGAAAUACUGAAGAUGAUCAAAACUAUGAUGAGAAUGUCAUGUAUGAUCAAUUUCAUAAUGACACUCAACAAGUUUCGAAAGGUCAAACUUCUAAAGGUUAGUGUCUAACUUAAAAAUCUGGUGCUAUGAGUAUUACUUGAAAAGGUUGAUGACUAUUAUUUUCGAUUUUAUAUACAAGGUACUUAGCGUUAGUUUUGUCUGUGUGAGUGGGGUUUGCUUGCACGUGAGUGUUUGUGCCAAAUUUGCCAAAUUUUCUUUCCCUGUUGAAGUCCCCCCAUGCAACCAGUAAGGAAAUUAUAAUGGUUAUAAAAUGACAGCUAUGGCUUGUAUAAUUUAAUCUUUUUUAAUCAAUAGUACAGUGUGAUUUUUUUUCUUGUUCUGAUGUAAACAAAAUAUAAGGCGUUUCAGCUAAGAGAGGUCCUACGAGAAACCUUCGGCUGGCUAACAUGAAGGAUGCGGACAAGUUGUCUUUGGUUUAUUUUGAUGAAGAAGCAAAAUGUAUAAUUGGCCCAGGUGCCCAAGAUUUCAUCAAUGAAUUGGGUUGUUGUGUGCGCAAAAUGGCGAACUUCACGAAAAGCAAUUUUCAGACCCAGGAUGAGAUAUUGAAAAAUGAAAUCAUUAAGAAUGCCUCGAUAUUCUUUACAUUUUUUCACAUACAUUCAUUUAUAUUUUUUUUAAUCUCGUUGUUGAAAUUAAUUGGCAUCUUUCAUUAUAUAGGUAAGGUUCCAGUUUGAGGAUGACCCAUUAGCAAAAGAAUGCAUUCACAAGCAAUUGAUCAAAAUGUUUAAGACUCAUAAGUACCAUUUGCAUAAAGUUUUCAAAGAACAUGGAUCAAAGGUAGAAGCGUUGCUGCAUGUUCUUGAUGGAGUUGAUGUGCACGAUUGAGUUAAAAUAUGUGAUGUUUUUUACUCUAAUAACUUCAAGAAAUUAUGUACAAGAAAUGCUGCGAAUCGCUCACAUCUUACAACUACAAAUACAAAUGGAACCAAAUCUGUUGCAAGGAAAUUGGAAGAAAUAAGGAAAAAUGAGAAAAGGCAUGUUGACUGUAUUGAUGCUUAUGCGCAAGCCAAUUACUCUGAAAAAAAAGUGCUAUGAAUAGUGAGGAAUCAGCACAAACACUGGAAACAUUGAAAAACUUGCGCAAAACUACUAACUUGCCCUCAUCUCAACUCUGUCUACAAGUGAUCAAAAGUAUACCGUGUAAUACACGUGGACGAUCCAUACCCAAGAAACAAGUUGUAGCUUUGGAGAAAAGUCGUAUGGAGACUGAGAAAGAGAAGGAAAGAGCUGAUGAAGCUGAGAGAGAAAAGGAGCAGCUGGCUGAAAAAUUUGCAGCUACUACAGAAGAAUAUAAGAAAUUAGAAGAUCGGCAAAGGGUAAAUGAGGACAGAUAUGAAGCACUAAAAAGUCAAGUUGAUAAACUUAUGCUCUUACAAAAUCCAUCUCAAAAUAAGUGAAUCAAACGCAAACGAUAAGAAGAUUUGGCUGGGGACGGACUUCGAUCAUCAGCUAUUUCAGGAGUAUUCUGCUUUGGUUGGGCAAAGGCUUCAUUUGAUAUGUUCUUCUUUUUAGUUAAUUGUUUCAAAUUUGAUGCACGUUAUGAGACAUUCCAUAUUUUCAUAUUAUUUUAGUUAUGGUUAUACUGUUGCCUAAAUUUUCCUGAUGUAAGGGAAUUGAUCUAUAAACAUUUGGUUAUGCUUGUUUCAAUUUUAUGACAG
Molecule: messenger RNA, 2108 nt
Organism: Oldenlandia corymbosa var. corymbosa
Lineage: Eukaryota; Viridiplantae; Streptophyta; Magnoliopsida; Gentianales; Rubiaceae
Source: the annotation of a GenBank genome assembly